AUGUCUGCACACCUUUGUAAAUCUUGUUUACUGAAACAUUUUGAAGAAGUGAACAACAAUUGCCCACAAUGCGGAGAAUUGAUUCACCAAUCUCAUCCCUCACACUAUGUGGCUUUUGACAGAACACUGCAGGAUAUCGUUUAUCGGCUUGUACCCGGCAUGUUUGCUGAGGAGAAAAAGAGAAGAUUUGACUUUAUUCGACGGAAGAAUAAAAAGGAGGGAAUUGUUGAGGAGCCGGAGAGUGGGAAGAAAAAGGAUGAACCAACUGUCGGCGCUUACAAUAAAUGCUUCGAGGGCAAAGCAAUUCUAUCACAUCAUCGAGAUGGAAAUCAGACUGUGGUGGAAUUGUCGCCAGGCGAAGGCUUAGCCAAAGCUGCUCGAAACAUCAUCCGAUUAUCAUCAUUGGCUACGAUAAACACUUUGAAGAGAUAUUUGGCAAUGUGUUUAUGGAAAGAUGUGAGUCGAUAUCAAGAAUUGGACAUCUUUUGCAAUAACGAAUUGAUGGGGAAAGAUUUCUCAAUGCAAUUCAUUCGAAUGACCAGAUGGCGGCAAAGAGCAUCCGAUUCUUUCGUCAAGGCAAAGAUUAUUCGAGUUUACGCCUGUGAUGGCUUUUGUGGUGAUGGACAAUUUUGGCCGUUGACGCGGUGUUGUGAAAAGAACGAUUUCUUUGGUCAAGCGGGCGGUGAAUGCCAAGGCUCUCGAGCGUUUUGUGAUAUUGGAUUU
Messenger RNA from Mesorhabditis belari, 723 nucleotides. NCBI's taxonomy places the organism in Eukaryota, Metazoa, Nematoda, Chromadorea, Rhabditida, Rhabditidae. The record is from the annotation of a GenBank genome assembly.